Molecule: messenger RNA, 2688 nt
Organism: Candida albicans SC5314
Lineage: Eukaryota; Fungi; Ascomycota; Pichiomycetes; Serinales; Debaryomycetaceae
Gene: NIP100
Product: Nip100p
Exons: 1
Coding region: 1-2688 (895 amino acids)
Biological process (GO): nuclear migration involved in conjugation with cellular fusion; establishment of mitotic spindle orientation
Cellular component (GO): spindle pole body; spindle; cell tip
Source: RefSeq, a predicted model, not a curated record
AUGUCAUUUGAAAUAGGUCAAUCAGUUGUUGUCAAGAAUGAUAUAGGUAGUAUAAAGUACAUUGGCACAACAAAAUUUGCUCCAGGUGUGUGGUAUGGGAUUGAAUUGUUACAACCGAAAGGUAAAAAUAAUGGCAGUGUACAAGGUGUGAAAUACUUUGACUGUAAGGAAGAUGAUAACGGUUUUUACGGAAUAUUUGUGAAAGGGAGUAUGCUAAAUGCUUUGGAAGAUAAUAAGAAUAGCAAGUCAGAGGAUGUUGCUCAAUACAAUAAGACUAUUGAAAAAUUAAAACUGAAGUUGAAGGCAGUAACUGAUGAAUCUAUAAGACACCGUGAGAAAUUAAUUGCAAUACAACUGGAGUUACAAACUAAAAUAGAGAUAAUGAAGAGUAUGGAAUCAAAGUUGGAAAUGCAAACUGUGGAAAAUGAGUAUUUAAAGCUGAUCAAAUUGGAUCUAGAAGAAAAACUACGCCAAUUAUCAGUUGAGCAUCAAGAAUUGAAGAAUGAAUUCGAGUUAAUCCAAGAGGAAUUGGAGAUCAAUCGUGAGAUAGAAAGAGAAAUGGAACUGCUAGACUCUGAUCAUUAUUCCCCUGGUGAUGUGAGAAUGAUUUUUGAGAAGAACAGGCGUUUAGAGGAUACUUUGGCGUUAUUAACUCGCAACUCAAAGGAAACCGAAAUUAAAUUAAAACAUGAGUUGGAACAUUUGCAAAGUGAACAGCUCAAUAUGAAUGAGUUACAAAAGAAAUUGGAUCAAGCUGAGUCUGUGGUUAGGAUGUUGCAGGAACGUAUAGAAACCACUGAGGAUAUGGAUAAAAUGAUGGAACGCUUAACUGUUGAAAAUGAGGACUUGACAAACAAAAUCCAUACUUUGAUGAUGACUAUAGAUGAUUUAAACGAAAUACAUGAAUUGGACAAGAAACUCGAAGAAGAUCAAAAGCAGGUGGAACUCGAUCUUCGACAAGAAAUAGACAGUCUUCAGCAAAUUAUUCGACAGGAUAAAUUGAAGAUCAACGAGUUAGAAAGUAACAGGCUUGCUCAAUUGCCGCAUACCGAUAAGUCCUUGGAAUCACCUUCUAGAAGCGAUCAGGAAUCAGAAUUGCAGGUCUUAAGGCAAACUAUCUCUGAUUUGAGAUUAAAAUCUAGGUCUGAUUCGGUUCAAUUAAAAUUGGUAAAAGCGAGAUACGAAAUUCUACAGCAAAGGAUUGUUUACUCUCAAGCCAGCAUGAAGUUUCCAGGAUUGAUUGAUUUAAUUUUUAUGUUAAAGUUGGGGUGUCUGGACAUUGCUGUUGUAAAGGACUCUAUAUCUUUGAAAUCGUUGCAUCAAUUAUUUGCCAAUACUUUUUUAUCCCUAAUAGAGAAUUUUUUGAAACUUUUGAUAACAUUGCUUGAGUUUAAUUAUUCUGCUGAAUCAAUAAAUGAAUUGCUAUCUGAGCUUACUGUCAAAGUUAAAGCUUGUAAUUUGUGUUUAGGUGAUAUUAUCAAUGUUUUUUUGAGUGAUGAUUUGCAUAUGAACAUACCUCAUAAUUUGCACCAACUGUUCCAGAAAUUACAAGACAACAAUUUGGAUAUCACUGUGACUUUAGAUCUAAGCUUUUCUGCUCCGAGAUUUGUUUAUGAAUGUAAGGAAUGCUUAAAGCUUGUUGCUUCUUCCUCACAAUUGGAGACUUCAUUUUUCUUUGACGUGUGGAAGCACUUGCGUUUGCAGACCAACAAUGCAGACCCAACUAUAACUGCACUUAUAAAAGAGGGUGACGAUAAUUUGGCAAGGAUUAAGGGGCAGGUAGAGGCAUUAAAGGACAUCAGCCAUGUGGAAGAAGGGCAUGAUGUUACAUUUUCAUCAGCCAUGCCUGAUUUUAAGGAGAUGGUCAGUCAAAUUGGUAUCCUUGUGAAGUUAUAUGAUCUUGUGAAAUCUGACGGCUUAGAUAUUAAUGUAGAUUCAUUGAACAAAAUGAUUGAGUUAACUCAAGUGGUUGAAUCGUUGUAUAAUUUGGAUACCGAGGUCCAUUCAUUUGAAAUAACUGUACCAUCUAUAUAUGAGUACAAAUCUGAGUCUAUAUUGCAACAGCCAAGUAUAGAUGAUGGAGGUCUACAGAAUAAGUUAGCUCAACGAGAACGUGAAGUUACCGAUUUGAAACUAAACAUAGCCCUAUUGGAACAAAACAUGCUGUCUUUGGCUUCGCAGAAUACACAAUACAUUACUGAGCUAACUCAAAAAUUGCAGUCUUUAAAAAAAGAGGAAGAGGAUAGUUCAAGAGUCAUAUCUCAGUUGGAGCAGGACAAGAAGGAUUUAGUUAGUGAGUUAAAUGCUGUGAACCGAAACACUGUGAGUACAACACUGUUUGCCAACUUGAAAUCUCAACAAGACUACAAUAAUUCAUUGACUAUUAUGGAAAAAAUUGUUCAUUUGAAACGACUUACUAAAACGAUUGAUAAAGAGCAAGUAGAUGAUUUUGCUUGGUUACAACCCCAAUCUAAGCGACAAUUUUGGACGGAAGCCAGCUCUGUUCACAACUUGUCCAAGAGCUUGCAAUCAUUGGCUUUGAAUGCUAAACCUGUAUCAAUUAACGAUGGUAAUAGUUAUAAAUGGACUAAAAAGAAAGAUCUGCUGAAAUUUGCUGCUCUUGUUCUUGAAGAAAAUUACAAUAAAUACAAAACUAUGAGAACUAAUUUACUUUGUUCGGAAAAAUAA